GAAGAUGUCGCCGUCGGCCGGCCGCAGCUCUGACAGAGCCGGAGUCGCGGGGGCCACCCAAGCCAGCGGUGGCUGCGGGCCGAGGCCGGUGGAGGGGAGCCCGGUUAGUCCCUUCCAGGGCAGGGCUCAGUCUGGGCGCGCGGCCCCGGCGGCGUGUGAUCCGUCCCCGGCCGGCCGCUGCCCUGGGCGUCUGUAAGUGUUCACGGGGCACGAGGGCCCCGCACCGUCCUCCUGGGGGAGGCUCUCCGCCUGGGGCCUUGGGAAGGCCGCAUUUUUCCUCGAAAGCAACAUCUCCGCAGAAAGGGGCGUGUUCGAGGGCUCUGUUGGCGGUAGCGAGGGGGAGAAGCAGAGCCGCUGCUGUCGCUUUGCAGUGCCUGUAGGACUUCGCGGGCCCGGAGCCCCGGACGGUUCCCCGAAGAGCGCCCCAGCUUCCUCGUAUCCGGGAUACAGUUCUUGCCCCCUUUCCUAAUUCUGAAAUAAAACAGAAAGAGACUGUCAUUGGGGGAAGCCACCUGGUCCGUUCGGCCAUGAAGGCAGAGUCAGCGCUCCCGUUCCCAGAGACCCCAGCUGGGCCCAGCUCUAACCUCAGUAAUCUGUUGAGUGGCCGGAAGCUGAUGGCUGUGGGGGCGUUGCUCGGCUGGCUCCUGGUCAUACACCUUCUGGUCAAUGUGUGGCUUCUCUGCCUUCUGUGUGCAUUGCUCGUGGUGCUGGGAGGAUGGUUGGGCCCCAGCGCCAUUGUGGGGGCUUCAGGUCGACUGCACCUGGAACGCUUUAUCCCUAUGACCACCUGUCCUCCGUGCCCUGAGGCAGAAAGACAGCUGGAACAGGAGAUCAAUUGCACCAUCCAGAUGAUUAUUCGGGAUUUUGUGGUAUCCUGGUAUCGUUCAGUGAGCCAGGAGCCAGCCUUUGAGGAAGAGAUGGAGGCGGCCAUGAAAGGGUUGGUCCAGGAACUUCGAAGAAGGAUGGGCCUGGUAAACAGUCAUGCUCUUGCCCAGAGGAUUCUCACUCUCUGUGGUUGUCACCUGCAGAGCUACCUUCACGCAAAGGAGGCCACUGCAGGGAAGCAGAGUGAUCCAGUUGAGCCCUCCCAGUUCUGGGAGGCUUACUGCCUGACUAGCGCCCCUCAUCCUGCUGUGCACAGCCCCAGUGCUGAGGUCAUCUAUACUCGUGGCAUUGUGAAUGUGUUGCUUCAAGGGCUAGUGCCCAAGCCCCACUUGGAGACUCGGACUGGACGCCACGUGGUGGUUGAACUCAUUACUUGCAAUGUAAUCUUGCCAUUGAUCAGCAAACUCUCAGAUCCUGACUGGAUCCAUCUUAUACUUGUGGGUAUCUUUUCCAGGGCCAGAAAUGAUCCAGCACAAGUGUAUAAACCACUCUGCCCAGCUAGUGCCCUGGAACAGCCCUCAGUGCCCACUUCUCUGCCACUGAUUGUUGAGGUAGAGAGUCUGCCAGAAAGAAGAGCCCCUUCUCCAGUACCAGCCUCGGUGUUCCUAAACUUCAGUGAGCCAGAGGGGCCUUUAGGCCCCUCUCCAGAGGUAGAAGAAGGCCAUGGAGCUGUAGCGGGAAAUUCGGGUGGGAUGCCUGAAGAAAAAAGAGUAGGAAGCAACUCAUCUCAUUUCCUACAGCCAGAUAUUCGAGGCCCUCUUUUCUUAUGUGAAGACUCAGAGCUGGAGUCUCCACUCUCUGAACUGGGCAAAGAAACUAUCAUGUUCAUGACCCCAGGCAACUUUCUCUCUCACAGGAUUCAGGAUGCCCUCUGUGCCCUAGAGGGUUCCCAGGCUCUGGAGCCUAAGGACGGUGAGGGAUCCGAAGGCACUGAAGGAGCAGAGGCUGAGGAAGGUCCAGGGACAGAAACAGAGACAGGACUGCUGGUCUCCAUGCUGAACUCCUGCCCAGAGAUCCAGAUUGACACAGCAGACAAGGAGGUAGAUCAAGGAGAUGUCACCUCUCUUACAGCUUUGCUGGAGGCACCAGAAAAAACUUACCACCAACGACCCUCAUGCUUAGAGAAGGAUCUUGCCAAUGGCGUGAGCUCCCUCGAUCCUAGUCUGCCUCCAGUUCUGCUUUCGUCCUCUCCACCCGGUCCUCUCAGCUCAGCCACCUUCAGCUUUGAGCCCCUGAGCAGUCCAGAUGGCCCAGUUGUCAUCCAGAAUCUUCGUAUCACUGGGACCAUUACUGCCCGAGAGCACAGUGGCACUGGAUUCCACCCAUACACGCUCUACACUGUGAAGUAUGAGACAGCCCUUAACAGUGAGAACAGCAGCGGCCUGCAGCAGUUGGCCUACCACACUGUGAACCGCCGCUACCGGGAGUUCUUGAAUCUGCAGACCCGUCUGGAGGAGAAGCCAGAUCUACGAAAGUUCAUCAAAAAUGUGAAGGGUCCUAAAAAACUCUUCCCAGACCUUCCAUUUGGAAACAUGGAUAGUGACAGAGUAGAAGCACGUAAGAGCCUCCUGGAAUCAUUCUUAAAGCAACUCUGUGCCAUUCCUGAAAUCGCUAACAGUGAGGAGGUGCAGGAGUUUCUUGCUCUGAACACAGAUGCUCGUAUUGCCUUUGUCAAGAAACCGUUCAUGGUCUCUAGAAUAGACAAGAUGGUGGUGAGUGCUAUUGUGGAUACCUUGAAGACUGCAUUUCCUCGCUCUGAACCCCAGAGCCCCACAGAGGAGUUGAGUGAGGCCGAGACCGAAAGCAAACCCCAGACAGAAGGCAAGAAGGCUAGCAAGUCCAGACUGAGGUUCUCAUCCAGUAAAAUUGCUCCAGCACUGAGUGUGACUGAAGCACAUGACAGGAUUCUCUAUUGUCUCCAAGAAGGAAAUGUGGAAUCAGAGAUUCUAUCCAUGUCUGGGAUGGAAUCCUUUAUUGACAAACAGACAAAGUUACUGGAAAUGCAGCCAGCAGAAGCCCCAGAAAAAGCUACUGAACAAAUCCCCAGAGAAAAUGUGGACAGUUGCUUGUCAGAUGCAGCCAUGCCAGCCCAAGAUCUAAGUAACAGUGAUCCAGGGACGGAGACAGAGUUAGCUGACACAGCCCUGGAUCUGCUUCUCUUGCUGCUAACAGAACAGUGGAAAUGGCUGUGUACCAAAAACAUGCAGAAAUUUCUUCGUGUUAUCUUCGGGACCCUAGUUCAGAGGUGGCUAGAGGUUCAGGUAGCUAAUCUAACAUGUCCACAGCGCUGGGUGCAGUACCUCCGGCUUCUUCAGGAAUCCAUCUGGCCUGGUGGAGUUUUGCCUAAGUUUCCGCGGCCUGUAAGGACCCAAGAACAGAAGGUGGCUACUAAGAAACAGGCUUUGCAGAGCCUGAUGGGAGUCCUACCAGAUUUUGUUGUAGAAAUCCUUGGGGUGAAUAAAUGCCAGCUGAGCUGGGGUCUAGUCUUGGAGUCACUGCAGCAACCCCUCAUCAACAGGCAUUUGAUUUACUGCCUUGGGGACAUCAUCCUAGAAUUCUUGGAUCUCAGUGCCUCUGUUGAGGAGUCUGCCACAGCCACUUCUGCCUCAGAUACCCCAGGCAAUCUGAAGAGGAUUGGUGUCUCUGCUUAGCUAUAGGUUAUUUACACUUUCUUCCAAGGUUAGGGAAGGAGAGUUACUUAGCCACCCAGAGACUAGUCAGGAAGCUUAUGCCCUCUGUAAGUAGGCUAUUGCUCAGAAGGCCUGGGGUUUCAUGGCUCUAUUCUCUCCCCAGUUCUACUCCAUUUCUAGUGAGUAAAGGGGAUACAUGUACCAAUUGCAUGCAUAUCCAUUUCCAUAUCUUUUUUGUGGUAUUUGGAUUGUGACUGGUGGGUGGAUCCUGUUUCCUUUGGAAAAGGAAGCUGUGAGGUAGCGGAAUGAGCCCCUUUUGCUUCUCCUUUUGUCCUUCCUCCUAAGAUUGUUUGCCAGAAACCUAGCCCUUUGCACACAUGUGCCUAAUCCACCAACACACAGGCUCUGGAUAGAACUGGAAAAAGAAACUAUAGCCAGCUUUCCUUGGAGAAGAAAACAGUUUUCUGAGCAGUGUAUUCCCACCUGGAAACUAAAAUUUCAUUCAGGGCCACUCUUGAAAACCAGACCCCUGGGUCCUGCUUAGUGUCCCAACAAUUCCAGAAGAAGAGGGAGGAAAAGAUUUCUUGAGGGAUUUCUUGCUCAUUGGCUGUUUUCCAGCACAUCAGCCUUAUGGAGGAUGUCAUAAAGGCUGCUUCCCUGGGUGGCUAUACUUUUCCUGUCCAGAAGACUUCAAUGCAGACUGCCAAAGCUUCUGGUAAAUCCACCCCACCCUUUACACCCUUUCCUGAAAGGGAGUUUCACCACAAAUUUUAUUUAUUAGCUUCCUCCCAACCCCCUGCCCAGGAGCAAUUGAGUUUGAUUUUGUGACCUUCCCUCUGUCUUCAACAGAAUCUCACGGUAAGUUGCAUACUGACCCUCAGUUUUCCAAAGAGAAGGGAAAGCACUUGAUCCACAGCUGAGAAUGCCCAAAGAAUAGGAAACCCAGGGAAUGAGGGGCUCUCUCUUCACAGUCUUUGGCAGGGAACCUUUACUCCGAACAAGUACUGUUAGCAAACUUGCAGGGAACAGCUUUUUACUUCCUGUUCCAUAAGGAUCUAAUUAGUAUUUGAGAACACUAGCAAUGAAGGCAAAGGUGCUCUGGCACGCUGCAGGGUUUGUUAGAAAGAUAGGAUGAUUAGAGGAAUUGCUGGUAGAGGCAGGCUGAUGGAAAGUCACGAGGAAAGUGCCGCACACUGAAUGCAUGUGAAUAGCUGGCAAAAGGGGUUUCAAGGGCAUCACAGGGAGACCUUUGCUGACCCCUCCUCCCUUAGUUCCACACUGGCCUGUUAGUGCCCUGCUUUCACUGAAUCAUGAGACCCUCCUGCUUGGAGGAGGGUCUCUGAGAUAGACUGUUGAGAAUGGACUGGGGCUUCAAGAACACGUGUCAAGUUUCUCUUGGACUCAAAGUGGUUUGUGGAAGCAAGUUGUAAAAUCUUUUUGCUUUUUCCCUCCCCUCUGGAGGCUUUUAACCAUAAGUCGGGUUCAGAUAUAAUUGGGAGUCUUAGGUGUGCUAUUCUUGCCAAAAGGCAAGGAGAUGAAUGUCUCAUGGCCCCUUCUAGUUUUAAAAGUUGGUUAUUGCAGUGACUUUAUGGCACCAAAAUUCUCGAAGCAUCUUCCACUCUAGACUUUCACAGGCAGAGGUAGCUUAGCAUCUCUGCCUGUGCCUGCAGCAGUAUGGAUUUGCAGCAGUCCAGCAGACAGAGCUGAUCCUUUAGCUCCUUCCGCGAAGCCCAGGAUGCUAUUCUGGGUAGGUGGGGGUGGGCAGCCCUAUUUUCUGCUACCCUCUCUCCCCAUACUUCCCCCUCAUGUGUACUUAACCACCCAUGUUGUUUUGAAUCUGUUUCCAGUUCUGGCUCAGAUGUGGCACAAAAUCAGUAAAUCGAUAACCAGACACACCAUGAAACCCCUGUGGCUAUAAAUUCUAAGAAUCUUUUGACAGUUACAGCCCAAAGAACUUACUUGUAUUUCAUGUUAUGUAAGAGACCCCACCUCUACUCCACCUGCCCCAAAAAGAUAAGCUGUCCUCAGACCCUCCUUCUACCCAGGAGGGAAAUAAUGGGUAUCACCAAGGAAAUAAUCAACACCCAUCUGGCUUUGAAAACAACCUGCCAAGUUUAAGUAGCAGGUUUAGACAACGAGAGAGAGCAGCAUUUGGGAGAGAGCCACAGGUAUCAGGAAAAGAUACUCCCAGCUGAGACAGUGAUAAAGACAAUGAAAAACUGGGCCUGCACUAACCCAGAAUUUUUUUUUUUUUUUCAUUUAUGUGUGACUAAGUUUUAUUCAUUUAAGCCAGAAUUUUAAUAUUUGAAAUAAGACUAGGGCCCUUGCACUCUUCUUAAUAACCCUUCUGUUAAAAAGAGGAGGGGGAAAUGCAGUGUUCUUUCUGUCAAAUUCUAAAUGUGACUCUUGCCAUUGCUUAUUUGAGUUCAAGAUAACUGUACUUAUUCAUCACAGAUAACCCACAUUUUUAUUUUUAUAUUGUGGAUUAGGCUUAAUAAAACCUAAAAGAAAAAUAUAUUCCAAUAUCUGAGCAUAGAUACAUGUAUAAAUUUUAAAAUUAAUGAAAGCUGCCCCAAUUUCCAGUUUGCAAAUUUCGAGUUUACGAGAUGACUUUUUAUUGUUGUAAAGAAACAUAUGUGAGAUCUAC
Cynocephalus volans (Philippine flying lemur) is the source of this 6162-nucleotide messenger RNA. RefSeq names its product sorting nexin 19 (gene SNX19). Gene Ontology annotation, molecular function: phosphatidylinositol binding. The coding region runs from base 528 to 3536 and encodes 1002 amino acids. Gene Ontology annotation, cellular component: intracellular membrane-bounded organelle. The transcript is spliced from 11 exons. The record is from RefSeq and is a predicted model, not a curated record. NCBI's taxonomy places the organism in Eukaryota, Metazoa, Chordata, Mammalia, Dermoptera, Cynocephalidae.